Pogona vitticeps (central bearded dragon) is the source of this 4211-nucleotide messenger RNA. The record is from RefSeq and is a predicted model, not a curated record. Lineage: Eukaryota; Metazoa; Chordata; Lepidosauria; Squamata; Agamidae.
CUCCAUGACAACCAAUUCAGUUUUGUUGUUGUUCAGGGAGACCAUUGAACCAGCGAGCCCGAGACUUGGAGGGCAGACUUUUGGGUAGCUAACAGAAGACGGGAUCGGGAGCGGCAAGCAAAGAGAGAGAAGAAUUUCACCCGCAGACAUUUGCGGCCGAGCCGCUUCCCGGGGAGGGGGCUAAGGAAAAAAAGGGCACCUGUCCCUGGAGUGAGACCAUUCAACUCAUUGCUUUCUGCCGUUUGCAUCUCCCGCUUUCCAGCAAAGUUUGCUUGUGCCAUGUCGGUGAUUGUGGCACAAGCUCUCCACAUUUUUGGGUUCCAAUCGCGAGUAGCGAACAAUAUUUGCUUCUUUGAUGAGCAGAUAAUAGUAUAUCCCGCGGGGAAUAACUGUGUGAAAUACCAUAUAGAGCAGAAAUGGCAGAAAUUCAUUCCAGGUUCAGAGAAAAGCCAAGGCAUGCUUGCACUAGCAAUUAGUCCAAAUCGACGCUAUCUGGCCAUUUCAGAGACACUGCAGGAUAAACCUACUAUCACAGUCUAUGAACUGUCAUCUGUACCAUGCAAGAAACGAAAGAUCUUGAACACCUUUGAUUUUCCUGUCCAGGAAUUUAUCAGCAUGGGGUUUUCCCCAGAUUCCAAAUAUCUUGUGGCACAAACAGGACCUCCUGAGUCAAAUCUUGCCUACUGGAUGUGGGAAAAGCAAAGAACAAUGGCCAUUAUUAAGGUUGAUGUUCAGAACAAUCCUCUCUAUCAGGUGAGCUUCAAUCCACAGGAUAACACUCAAGUGUGUGUUACAGGAAAUGGGAUUUUUAAACUCUUUAGAUAUACAGAGGGAACCUUAAAGCAGACCAACUUUUUACGGGGAGAGCCACAGAACUACCUCUCCCAUGCCUGGCUCUCUGAAGAGAAGGUGAUCGUAGGCACUGACACAGGCAAGCUCUAUUUAUUUGACUCUGGUGAUCUUCGCUGGGAAACAAGUAUUGAGCACAGAGAGCCAAGUAGUGAAGCAAUGAAAGAGGAACAACCACAAGAUUCAAAAGAAAGCCUUGUUCAGUUUCCUCCCACCUCUUCUCCUGAGUACUCUAGUGAAAAAGUCUGUGAAACAGAAGCACAGCAGCAGAAAUCUCUGCCCCGUGUCUCUGCUAUUGCUGCAUAUUCUAAGGGAUUUGCUUGUGCAGCUGGUCCAGGGAUUGUUCUGCUGUUUGAGAAGUCAGAUGACAAAGAAGUUUACAGAGAAAGCCGAGAGAUACGGAUUCCACAAGAUGAGUGCAGCAAUGAUCCAAAUCAGUCAGACAAGCAGGAAGUUGUAUGUAUUGCCUUCAGCCCUGCAGAGGAAACUCUCCUCAUUAGCACAAAUAAAAAUCAGGUCUAUUUCCUCUCCAUGUCAUCAGCUGAGAUAACCAAAGGAGAGACAGCUCACUUUGAAUACUUGAAUCAUCCAAUACAUUCUUCUUCCAUUACUGGCUUGGAUACCUGUAUUCGCAAGCCACUUGUUGCUACCUGUUCAUUGGACAAAUCCGUCCGCAUCUGGAACUAUGAAACCAACUCGCUGGAUCUAUACAAAGAAUACCAAGAAGAGGCAUAUGCACUUGCACUCCAUCCAAGUGGCCUCUAUGUUUUGGUUGGUUUUGCAGACAAACUCCGACUUAUGAAUCUGCUUAUUGAUGAUAUCCGGGCUUUCAAAGACUUCACUGUACGAGGAUGCAGGGGGUGUGCCUUCAGUACAGGAGGUCAUCUGUUUGCAGCAAUAAAUGGAAAUGUGAUACACAUUUACUCUGCCAUAAGUUUUGAUAAUGUAAUCAACUUGAAAGGACACAAUGGGAAGGUGCGCUCAGUUGUGUGGAGCAUGGAUGACUACAAAUUGGUCUCCUGUGGCACAGAUGGCGCAGUGUAUGAAUGGAACCUCCAGAACGGCAAAAGGGAAUCUGAAUGUGUUCUCAAGUCCUGCAGCUAUAGUGGAGUGGCAAUAUCUCAAGAUUCAAAAGUCAUCUUUGCUGUUGGAUCUGAUCAUUCUAUUAAGGAAAUCUGUGAUUCUACAAUUCUCCGAGAAGUGCCAACUUUUGAUGUAGUCUACACGUGCAUAGUGGUAGCUCAUUCUGGGCGCAUGGUAUUCGCUGGAACCUCCACAGGGACCAUCCGCUCCAUGAAAUACCCAUUGCCUGUGCACAAGGAGUUCAAUGAGUAUCAAGCCCAUGCUGGCCCAGUCACCAAGAUGUCUAUAACUGCUGAUGACCAGUUCUUGCUAACAGGUGCAGAGGAUGGCUGCAUAUUUAUUUGGAAAGUAUAUGACAAGGAGGGACGGGGACUGAAAAGGGAGAGAGACGUUCCAUAUUCUGAUGAAGUGUUGAUCACUAAGACAGACAUGGAAGAGAAGACUCAAGUCAUGGUAGAACUGAAAACACGUGUAGAGGAGCUGAAGAUGGAAAAUGAGUACCAGCUACGUCUCAAGGAUAUGAAUUAUAAUGAAAAGAUUAAGGAACUAACUGAGAAAUUUGUCCAGGAAAUGGAGUCACUAAAAACCAAAAACCAGGUAUUAAAAACAGAGAAAGAAAAACAGGAAGCACAACACCAGGAGCAACUUACAGAACUAAUCGAGAAGCAGUCAAGAGAGGUUCAAGACCUAGAAUCUGGCAACAACCAAAAGCUGUUGCUGGAGUAUGAGAAGUACCAGGAGCUGCAAAUGAAGUCCCAGCGCAUGCAGGAGGAAUAUGAGAAGCAGCUUCAUGAAAUGGAAGAGAACAAGAGCCAGGCAAUGGAGGAACUGACAGAGUAUUAUGAGGCAAAGCUGCUUGAGAAGUCCACUAUGCUGGAAGAGGCUCAAGAUGAUGCAAGGCAACAGCUUCGGGAAUUUGAGGAAACUAAAAAACAGAUCGAGGAAGAUGAGGAUCGAGAAAUUCAAGAUAUUAAAAUCAAAUAUGAGAGGAGACUUCGAGAUGAAAGAGAAUCCAAUUUGCGGUUAAAGGGAGAGACAGGGAUCAUGAGGAAAAAGUUCAACAGUCUCCAGAAAGAGAUUGAGGAACGUUGCAGUGACAUUGAGGGAAUGAAGCUGGAGCAGCAAAAGCUGCAGGGGAUCAUUAAGGCCUUAGAGAAGGACAUUCUGGGCUUGAAGAGAGAGAUUCAAGAAAGAGAUGAGACCAUCCAGGACAAGGAGAAGCGAAUUUAUGAUCUGAAGAAAAAAAAUCAGGAGCUAGAAAAAUUCAAGUUUGUGCUAGAUUACAAAAUAAAGGAGUUAAAGAAACAAAUAGAACCACGUGAGAAUGAUAUCAAGGCCAUGAAGGAGCAGAUCCAGGAGAUGGAGGGUGAGCUGGAACGUUUCCACAAACAGAACACUCAGCUGGAACUGAACAUAGCAGAGUUGCGGCUGAAGUUGAAAGCCACAGACCGUGAGAUGCACAAAGAGAUGCAGAAGGAGCGAGACAUGGAAGCUCUUGUCAAACGAUUUAAAACUGACCUUCACGACUGUGUGGGCCUUAUCCAGGAGCCCAAGAAACUAAAAGAAAGCAUCAGGGAUAUCUAUGAAAAGUAUGUGCAGAAGGCAGACAUGGUGGAAAUUGUUGGAGUUGACACAGACUUGCAUCAGGAGUAUACACGGCAGCGAGAGCAUCUUGAGCGCAACCUGGCUACACUGAAGAAAAAGGUGGUAAAGGAAAGCGAGAUCCAUCGUGCAGACUAUGUGCGCAUUAUGCAGGAAAAUGUGAGCCUCAUUAAAGAAAUAAACGAGCUGCGGAGAGAACUGAAGGUCACUCGCACUCAAGUUCAUGAUCUCCAGUCUACUUUGGGACUUCUUAGAAAACGCAAGAAGCAAUCAGUGCAAUCCACAGCUAUCUCACCUGAUCGUGAAGGUCCAACCAUCCAGCGGCUGAAUCCAGAGGAAGAAGCAGAGAGGAUCAUUGAAAUGCAACGGUUGGAAAUCAAACACCUUAGAGAAGGACAAGAAAAGGCCCUUGCACACCGACCUGUGUCAGGUGGAAGGCUUCCCAUGUUAAACAGGGACAGAAAGAGUGGCAUACUUACAGAGUGACCUGUGCAGAAGCUGGCCCACACCAUAGCUCUACUGAUCUGCUCUGCUCUUCAUCUGUAAUUGGAGCAAGGACUGACCCUGACCUCAGGCCACAGUGGGUUUUUCUUGGGCAGUCUUUCUUUUAAGCACCUCUAACUCUAGAAGGAGGUAAACGUGAAAGGAAGCAAUAAACAAGUCAGACUGGGUUUAUC